GUCCAGCUACGAAGCUGGGCUGGCUGCCACCGUGCGCAGCGCCAAACAGGAGAGCGAGACUCUGGUUCGGAGCCGCGAGGCAGAGCUCUUAUCCGAACUUCAAGAAGAAAGGGCAGCCGCCAUCGCUGCCCGCUGCCAGGCGUCUCGCGCGCUGCGGAACGCUCGGUCGAUGUCGCUACCUGGGUCUCUGCUGCUUGACGCGUCUUACGCCAGCGUCCCCGCCGCCGCCUUGACGCCGCCACGAGUGCACGCGAAAGAGCUGCAGGCUUGCGCUGCUGGCAAACAGUGCCCUGCAGGAAAGCUGGAGGGCACCCUGCGCCUCCCCAGCCGCAAGGCAGCUGGGAGUCCCGCGGUGGAGGGCUCGCCCGUGGCGGUGAGCUCCGUCGGUGCAGCCGCUGGCAGCAGCAGACCCUCGGGACUCAGCGAAGGGGCUUUCGACUUGGCAGAGCGGAGCUCGCCACGCGAAGCUGCCGGUCAGGCCUCACUGCGACAUGUGCCGGACACCGGCGAGGAGGAUCACGCGGGUUCGCCCUCCAGCUGCCAGGUCCUCUCGCCGGCCCUCUCCCUGGAGGCGAUGCAGGGCGAGUCCACUGCCAGCCCGGCUCUGCCCGGAAAUGCCGCCGGGUCCAUCCAGGCAACCGCUGUGGAGGUUCCUCCCGAAUCGCCAAG
Symbiodinium sp. CCMP2456 is the source of this 669-nucleotide messenger RNA. Lineage: Eukaryota; Dinophyceae; Suessiales; Symbiodiniaceae. The record is from the annotation of a GenBank genome assembly.